Messenger RNA from Leptopilina boulardi, 3491 nucleotides. Its product is annotated as lisH domain-containing protein ARMC9-like. Gene Ontology annotation, cellular component: ciliary tip; ciliary basal body; centriole. The record is from RefSeq and is a predicted model, not a curated record. The transcript is spliced from 19 exons. Bases 146 to 3325 code for a protein of 1059 amino acids. Lineage: Eukaryota; Metazoa; Arthropoda; Insecta; Hymenoptera; Figitidae. Gene Ontology annotation, biological process: cilium assembly. Gene Ontology annotation, molecular function: protein binding.
GACAGUUGCUGUCAAAACUUGAAGAUUUUGAUAUCAAACCAUGAUUAUAAAUAUUAUUUUAUGGAUUCAAUUCGAAAUAUAUUUUAAAAUUCUCAUCUAUAAUACAUAAAAAUCGCCAAAUUUUUAUUUAUUAAUAUAAAAUAUAAUGUUGGAAAUAGAAUCUUUGAAUUGUAAAGACACUGUACAGGGAUCAAAAACUUCUUUCUUGACAACGCUUUUAAAAACAGAAAAUUUGGACAAUAAUCUCAUUAAGAUAAUUUAUGAGUUUAUAUUAAAUCACGGGUUUGAGAGCACUGCAAAAUCUUUAAUUAAUGAAGCUAAAAGUUUGGGAUUUAAAUUUCUUGACGAUUGUUUUAUUAAAAAUGAAAUAAUUUCGGAGGAAAUAUGCGUCAAUAUUUUAGAACAAUUUAAUGGAGGAAAUUGGAAAAAGUUUUUUAAGUUAUGGGAUGAUUUUGUUCCUGAAAAUAUAAAAUCGACUAUGGAAUAUAAAAUACUAACGUUGAAAUUAAGAGUUCACUUUGCUUUUUUGCCGGUUCGCUCAAAAAUAUCAUCUAAAAAAUCCGAUGAUUUAAAUAAUUCUGAAGACAGUUUCGACAGCGAUCCCGAUGUUGAAACUGCUCACGACUCACAGAGAGAAGCUAGUAUGAAUCAAUUAAAGAAAUAUUUGUUAACAAUUGAUGCGGUGGAUUAUAAUUCUUGUAUUGAACUUUUUGGUUUACCGUAUUUGGAAGAUCCAAUGACUGAUCCAACAGUUUCUGAUAUUUUUACACAAAAUUGGGUCGAUGAACUUACUAUUAAUCUUAAAAUAUUUCUCGUUAAACACGGAGAGAUAGUCCAACCAGAUGAAAAUUAUAAAUCAUCGCCGAAAAAUUCCACGACAUCGACAAUAAUUACUACAGAAUCGAUGAAUAAAGAACAAUUGGAAUUAUAUGAAAAGAAUUUACAAAUUCUCAAUUCUUUCGAUUUAGAUUCUGUUGAUGAAAGAAAUAAAAAUAUAGAAGAAAAAAUGGAAAAUGAUAUUUUGCGAUUUAGUCGAACAUCGACAGAAGAUUUGGGAAACAAUAAAAAAAGAAUUAUUGUCAAUGAUCAAAAUAUACCGUUUUUCAUUGAAGAACUCGAUUUGAAUAGAGAAUUUUUCUAUUCACAGAAAAUGGAAGUAAAAAUUCAGUCUACACAAACAAGAAUUCAAGGAAUUAAAAGUCCGUCGACUUUAUUAGCGAUAGACGAAUUAUCUUAUCCGAUAAAGGUAUUGGAUCCUGAAAAUUUGUUAAAAAGUCCAAAAUCAUCGAUGAAAAAAUAUGAGGAACAAUUAAUUUACACGAUGACACGUUACCAAAAUGUUCACGGCAAUUAUCAAAAGUUAAAAAUACGUUUUCAUAAAUUACACUCGGAUCAUCAAAAAUUAUUGCAUGUCACUGAUCAAUUAACACAAGCUCUUGAAAAUUCAUUGAGUGGAAAUCCAGUAGAUAUGUUACAAGUCCUUGAAACUUGUUUUACAAUUUUUCCUGAUGUAUUUCAAAAAAAUCUUAAAGCCGACUCGAAUGAUGAGGUAUUUAAAUCAGAAGACGAACUUCAAACGAAUCAAAUAAAGAUAAAUCAUUGUUUCGAUGUGACAGUACUUUCUCCUAAAUCGAUCGAUUUCAGGAAAAUUAAAUUUCACCUCUCUUGUGGAAAUUUAAAGACUAAACUUUUACUUCUUCAGGCAUUGAGAUGGAAAAUUACUUUUAGUCAACAAGGCGAAAGGGAUGAGGUACUUCAUGAAUAUAUAAAUAACGAUUUAUUGGCAAUUCGUGGAAAUAUUGCUGGCAAUAGUGUAAAAGCAAUUUUGCCAAAUAUUUUAUAUUCUGUCGAGGGUUCAAUUAAUAUUUUACAACAAUCAGCAGCGAGAUUAUUGAAUACUAUCGCUUCACUGAGAUGUGGUCGAGAUUAUUUGUCAAUUGGAACUAUAACAUUAAAUGCAGUAAUUGAAUGUCUAAAUGGUAGAAACGAUUCAUUUCCUGAUGCAUUCACUUAUGAUAUGUUACUGGCAAUGUUGCAAAAAUUAUCUUUGAGAAAAUCGCAAAGAAUUAAUAUGAUUGAGACUGGUUUAGUUGAAUGGUUGAUACAUCAUUUGAAAAUUGAAGUUUGUAAAAUGAGUCCCUAUAGAUUUAAAUAUGUCACAGCUCUAUUGAUGAAUUUAUCUUUGCAAAUUAAAGCACGUGCUCAAGUUUCAGCUUCUUUGGUACUUCCUACAUUAAUGGAUUUACUUCUCACUGAGAAUCAAACUGCGUUACCCUAUAUUAGUAAAGCUCUAAGUAAUUUUUUAUUAAAUCAACAAAUUAAUGAAGAAGGCAAGAGAAUGGGACUUGAAUCAUAUUUAAAAUAUUAUCGAAAACGUGUUUCGGACGAAACAAGGCAUUAUUUGGAUUAUCUUAUCAGAGUUCAUAAUCGAGAAGAGAAAAUUGAAGAAAUUGAUGUUGGUGAUAAUGAUGAUGACGAUUGUGAUUUCAUCGAAGAUGAAUUGGAUGAAGAUGAUCCAAUUCAAAAUGAAAUUGGAGAUCUUGCUGGUGAAAUGCUUUUGGCUUCUUAUUAUAUUUCUGCAAAAUCCAGUGAAUUAGAUAAACCGAAUUCUGAUUUUAAAUUACAUAAAAUUCAUCAACAUCGAGAGAUAAUUCCCAGAUUUUCGAACGAGAUAAAUCAGAUUCAACUGAAACCCGUUAAUACAAUCCCAUUAUUAGAUGACACAAAUUUUGCCGAUUUACUUCGAAGUGAAUCCCAAAUUGAGGGAGAAGAAUUUCCUCAAGAAUUUUUAUCAAAUCAAAGAAAUGUGAAUUUAAUCACCUCAUCGGAAAACCUUAAAUUGAAAAAUUCGAGUAUUACAUCUUAUAUUUCACCAGUGAAGACACUGUAUAAACCACAAAAUCUUUCAAUUAAUUCUGAAUUAUCACAAUUAAAUCCAAAUUUUCAAAGAAAUUUUAAAAAUAAUUCCGAAAGAAGUUCGACAUCAAAAGAAAAUUCAACUUCUGUUACAUCAAAUAGUUCCAAGAAUACUAAUCAAUCAAGCAUUAAAACAAAUUCUGAUUAUGAGAUUAAUAUGACUAAUGAAACAUAUUCCGAAAUUUCCAAAGAAAGCAGUAAGAUGAAUAUAACUUCAUCAUCGAGUUUUCCAUCUGCUUCUGAAAGUUUACAAGAAGGUCGAAAUGAUCAAAGCAGCAUUGCAUCAGUAGAAGUGUCUGCAAUAAAAAAAGAAGAGGAAGAAGAAGCUUUUCACGCAAAACCGAAAAUACAAAGAACACCACCUCAGUCGGCAAAAUUGAAAAGUUUACGUGAAUUAAAUCAAUCGUAAUUGUAGGAUAAUAUACCGUUUUUUUUUUUGCUCAGAAUUAUUUACGAUACACCCAAGAAAGCUGAAAAAGGAUUGCUGCUGCCUCCUCCUCCUCCUCCUCUGGUUAUAAAACGACUGUUAGAAUAAGGACUUGAUCCACCGGCAAAACUUGGAGAAUAGGAAAAAC